AUGGAAUGUGGAAAGAGCUUCAUUCAGAGUGAAAACCUUACUUUACAUCUAAGAACCCAUACAGGAGAUAAACCAUAUAAAUGUUUGGAGUGUGGAAAGAGCUUCCAUUCUACUGGAGACCUUGGUUCACAUGAAGGAACCCACAGAGGGGUGAAGCAAUAUGAAUGUGUGGAAUGUGGAAAGGGUUUCUCUCAUAGAAAUAUCCUUACUGCACAUCAAAGAACCCACACAGGGGUGAGACCAUUUAAAUGUGUUGAGUGUGGAAAGACCUUCAGUCAUAGAGACCUUGCUAGACAUCAAAAAACGCACAGAGGGAUGAAGCCGUUUAAAUGUGUCGAGUGUGGAAAGAUAUUCGGUCAAAGAGCACACCUUGCUACACAUCAAAAAACCAACAUGGAAUGCACAUGGGAUAAACCAUUUAAAUGUGUGGAGUGUGGAAAGAGCUUCCGUUCUAGUGCACACCUUACUUCACAGAUCCCACACAGGGGUGAAUCCAUAUGA
Rhineura floridana is the source of this 501-nucleotide messenger RNA. RefSeq names its product zinc finger protein 774-like. Gene Ontology annotation, molecular function: RNA polymerase II cis-regulatory region sequence-specific DNA binding; DNA-binding transcription activator activity, RNA polymerase II-specific. Gene Ontology annotation, biological process: regulation of transcription by RNA polymerase II. Gene Ontology annotation, cellular component: nucleus. The record is from RefSeq and is a predicted model, not a curated record. The transcript is spliced from 2 exons. Lineage: Eukaryota; Metazoa; Chordata; Lepidosauria; Squamata; Rhineuridae. Bases 1 to 501 code for a protein of 166 amino acids.